AUGUGUAGGGUAGAACACGUAAUAACGAGGAAUGAUUGCGAGGAGUUUAUACGUGCCGUCAAAAAAGAGACCAUAGAAUGCAUGUUCGAGGAGUUUUUCUUAAAUAAAAAAAACGAGAGAGAAUAUCGGGAAAUUACCGCUGACGAUUUAAUAUCCCUAACAUCCAAAAAAACAAACAGAUGCUUCUAUGUACCCGUAGUUGUCUACAUAGGAAAACAUCAUGGGAUAAGAAGUUACGAAGAAGGGUUAAUAAAGGAAAAGGAAAAAAAAAAAAAUCGUGAAAAAACUGAAAAUGAAAAUUUGAAAGCACAAGGAGAAAAAGAUGAUAAAAAUAGAAGAAUUAAUGAAGAAAUGAAAUAUGUAUAUGAAGAUAAAAUUUUUGACAAAUCGAACUUGCACACUGAGAUCCUGUCUGAUAAUAAUAACAAUCAACUUCCACUAAAAAGUAACGAUCUGAAUGAGAAAAAUUUUGAGAGAGUUCAGGUGGAGGCACCCCUAGGAGCUACUUCAAACAAUAAACAAAGUGAUAAAAAUGAUCACGUGCCAAAAGAUGAAACCAUAAAUGAUGAAAUGUUAAAUGGGGAGAAGAAUCCUAACCAUAAAGACAUACACAGUGACAAACAAUCACAUGUAUCAGUGGAUAAAGACAAACUAAUCGAAGAAAAUAUAAAGAAAAAAGCAAAUCCUAAUAAGAGUAAAAAGAAGAAAUGUACCCAGAAUAAAAAAAAUAAAAAUGCACAAGGAACAAAUGAUGAACCUACAAACCACGUGAAAAGACAAGAAAAGGAUAAUGAACACAAUGAGGGAAACACAAAGGACAAAUUAAACACAUUAAAAGGUAAAGAGGAACUAAAAAAACAUCUAGAAGAUGAACACGAGAAGAAAAAACAAAUGUAUUAUGACUUUCUACUAAAUCGUGUGAUAGAUAAUAUGCAAAAAAAAAGAGAACGAAAAAAAAAAUACUUAACAUCGUUUAAUUUGGUCACUUAUUUUAAAUUAAACGAGAUUAUUUACAUCUCCUUCUUGGUUGACAAGUAUCGUAGUUACUUCCAUGAUAUAGAAGAUAACGACCUGAUUGAUAUCUAUGAUGAAGAAAACAAAAAAAUGAAUGAAGGAAUGAAUCCCAGAAAUGACAAUAGAGUGGGCAACCAAAGGGACCUCUUAAAUGAACUAUCCACAUUCAACAAGCCAGGAGACGCCAAAUCAGACAAAAAGGAAGAAGAUUCAAUAAAUGUGCCACAUGAUACUAAGCGAAAAUGGACAGAUGAUAAUAAAAAAAUUACUCUCCUAGAUAUUGUAAAUAAAUAUAAAGAGGACAAAAAGAGAAAAGAAAAAAAAGUUUAUAAAAAAUAUGCGCAUAAGUAUAUACAUAGUAAAUAUCUAAGCAAUUAUCAAUUUGUAGGGAAAAAUGUAGAAAAAAUAAUGAACCAUGUUUUAUACAACUUGAAUUAUUUUUUUAAUGAAAAUAUAUUAAAUGUAGAAAAAUUGAUACAAGAGUACAGCACAGUGGUGUGCAACAUUUCUCAAACGAUGCAAAAUGGAAAAGGGAAUAAUUCCAUACAUAUUUUUAUGCCAGCUGUUAUGAAUAUAGGUCAAAAAGAAUUCAAUAAAAGUAAAACAAAUGAGCAGGCUCAAAAACAGGGAAAAAACAAUCCCAAUGAGGUAGAUGGAGACGGUGAAAAUUUUACUGUUGAAAAUGAUUUUCUCCUUUUAAAAGGUGUGGGUGAUUUAUCACCCAUAAAUGGAACUACUACAUGUGCAACCCCCCAGGUGAUGAAUAGAAAAAACAUUUUUCAAAAUGAGAAUUCUAAUUGUUAUAAAUCGAAUGAAAUGGAAAGAUUAACAAAAGACUCCCACGUCGGGGAAGACAACAAACGGACAGAAGAUGAAUUAAAGAGGGGCAAGUUUCAUAUAAAAAGGGGAAGUGGCAGAAGGCGAGUGAGAAGAAUGAAACCUUACUACAAGAACAAUACAACUCAACAUUCAGAAAUUGAUGAAAUACACGAUACGAAUUCUGAUUUCGAAUUGGACGAUAGGGAAAUUGCUUCGGACAAUUGUAUCAGUUAUGGGAAUAUAAAACAUACCAAUGAUGAAGUUAUGCAUAAAAAUUUCAUUUAUUAUUUAACAUACGAUAUAAACAAAAUACAAAUAUUUAAAAAGACAUACUUCUACAACUUUUUUUUUAUCUACAUGGUGAAAAAACUUUUCUGGAAUAUACUAUCUUUGUAUUAUUUAUGUUUAACAGAAAGAAAUAAGAAAGAAACAACAAUGAUGACAAUCUCAGAAAAAAAAGUACACCUUAAUACAUCAUUAAACUACCAAGAAGACGAAUGUGACAAUUUCACUUUCUACGAAAGUGAUGUUAGUGUGAACAAUUCAAAGAAAAACAAAGAAAUGUUAUACAAUACAAAUCAAAUGCUGUGCAAAAACUUGGAUCCUUUAUUUAAAUUAGUUAGGCAGGAAAAAUUGGUUAUUUAUCUUCGAUAUGACCAAAAUAAAAGAGUAAAAUAUAAAAACAAAACUGAGUACAUAUACAGAGAAAUAUGGCAAUACUUAAUUUUAACUCAUGUAAAGAAGGGAGCAAUCGUGGGAAAACAUAGUCCCUUCAGCGAUUUUGUACUCUUUUGCCAAAAGGAGGAGGAGGAAAAAAAAAAAAAAAAAAAAAAAAAUACCUGA
Molecule: messenger RNA, 2676 nt
Organism: Plasmodium gonderi
Lineage: Eukaryota; Apicomplexa; Aconoidasida; Haemosporida; Plasmodiidae
Exons: 5
Coding region: 1-2676 (891 amino acids)
Source: RefSeq, a predicted model, not a curated record